AUGGCGGGCGGCUUCCCCCUACGCAAGUGGUCCGCGAACGAGUCGGAGAUCCUGGCGGAGGUCCCGGUGGAACAUCGUAUGCAGCAGGAGCUGCGAGACUGGAGGCCGCACGAGACGCACGGGACGCUGGGAUUGCGGUGGCAUCCCGCCACUGACGAAUUCUCCUUCGCCAUUCCGGCGAGAUCAUUGACGACGGUAAGCAAGCGGACGGUUCUCGCCUUCACAGCACGCCUGUUUGAUCCCCUCGGCUGGCUGGCGCCGGCCGUGGUGAGGGCCAAGAUCGCGUUCCAGUCGACUUGGUUGUUGGGCCUCGGGUGGGACGAUCCUCUCGACGGAGCGGCCGAGCGACUCUGGCGCUCCUGUGAGGACGAGCUACCGCUGCUGGAGAGCGUUCGAGUUCCAAGGAUGCUGGAGAUCUGUCCGGCGCGCGGCGACGCUGAACUUCACGGAUUUGCGGACGCCUCCGAGCGCGCCUACGCCGCCGUACUCUACUUGCGGACGGGACUCGGCGACUCCUGGAGGACCUGUCUGGUCGCCGCCCGGACGAAGGUGGCGCCUAUCAAGCCAGCGCCCGCACACCUGUGGUCGGAUUCAACGGUCGCCCUGGGAUGGAUCCGCGGUCACCCGACGCGGUGGAAGACCUUUGUGUCAAACCGCGUCGCUGAGAUCCAGACCCAGGUCGCUGACGCGCAGUGGCACCACGUGCCUGGCCUGGACAAUCCGGCGGACUGUGCCUCCCGUGGACUUCCACCGGGAGAGCUGGUGGCGCAUCCUCUCUGGUGGCGGGGUCCCCCAUGGCUCCGGGCGGAGUCAUCUUCAUGGCCUACUGCCGGGCCGCUUCCGGACGACAAGGACUUGCCGGAGGAAAGACUUCAGGCGCACGCCGUCAAGGCUGCGCCUGUUCCAGUGGAGGAGCCUGAGGAGCUGCUACGGUUCUCGUUGCUGAGCCGACUGCUGCGAGUGACGGCAUGGUGCCGACGCUGGUGGUAUAGGCAGCGGGUUCCGGGAGCUGUUUUCGUGGAGAUCGAGGGGAAUCAGGUUGACGUGCUGACGACGCCCGAGCUGGAGGAGGCGAGGACGAUCUGGAUCCGGCGGGUCCAGCUUGAACACUACCGAAGCGAGCUAGUUGCCCUUCAGAGAUCUCUUCCUCUUCCGUCUUCCAGUUCCCUCUCGCGCUUGACCCCCUUUUGCGAUUCUCAGGGUCUUCUCCGAGUUGGUGGCCGAUUGAGGCACGCGCUCCUCGCCUAUGACGAGCGACACCCCGUGCUUCUUCCUGGCGGAUCUCACUUCACCCGGUUGGUGGUGGAGGCAUGUCACCUGCGAGCUCUGCACGGUGGAGUCCAGACGACGAUGGGGGUGGUCCGCCAGCACUACUGGAUUCCUCGAGGACGAGCGGUGAUUAAGCGUUGGUUGCACCGUUGUGUCAAGUGCGUGCGAUGGCGGGCGGACGUUCCUCAGCAACUGAUGGGCAGUCUUCCGCGGGAGCGGUUGACUCCAGGGAGGCCCUUCCUCGACACCGGUGUGGACUAUGCCGGGCCGAUCCUGCUCCGAGCGACCAAGGGGCGAGGACAUCGAGCGUACAAGGCAUUUGUCGCGGUCUUCGUGUGCCUUGCCACUCGGGCCGUUCACCUGGAGGCAGUGUCCGACUACUCCGCCGAUGCCUUCUUGGCGGCCUUGCGUCGGUUCCUGUCCCGCCGGGGCCUCUGCCGGACCCUUCGAAGCGAUUGCGGUACCAACUUCGUCGGCGCCGACGCCCAGUUAAGAGCUUUCUUUGCAGCGAGCAGUCCGGACUUAGGCCGAGUCGUCGGGCAGCUUGCGAGCGAGCAAAUUCAGUGGCGGUUCAACCCGCCGUCGGCGCCGCACUUUGGCGGCAUUUGGGAAGCCGCGGUCAAAUCGCUUAAGCACCACCUGCGACGAGUGUUGGGUGACUCGACUCUGACAUUCGAGGAACUGAGCACCCUCCUCGCCCAGGUGGAAGCUUGUUUAAACUCGCGCCCGCUCCAAGCCUUGUCCGACGAUCUGGAGGAUCUCGCUGCGCUCACGCCGGGACAUUUUCUGGUGGGAUCCGCGUUGACCGCCGUGCCGGAGCCCUCGCUGCGGGAGCUGCCUGUGAACCGACUCACACGAUGGCAGCUUCUGCAGCAAAUGCGGGAUCAUUUCUGGGAGAGAUGGUCCCGCGAAUACCUGCACUCCCUCAUCCACCGACCGAAGUGGUUGAAGGGAGUCGGUGAUUUUAGCGUCGGACGCUUAUGUCUUAUCAGGCAUGAAAAUACGCCGCCGGCGCGAUGGCCACUUGCGCGCAUCGUCAGAGUGCAUCGCGGGGAAGACGGACAGAUUCGCGUUGUCACUGUCCGUACCGCGACCUCAGAAUUUACUCGACCGAUCGUAAAACUUAUUUUGCUGCCGGUCAGCGAGAACGAGGCGAGCGAGGAGACCCUCGACUAG
Solenopsis invicta (red fire ant) is the source of this 2445-nucleotide messenger RNA. RefSeq lists its product as uncharacterized. Gene Ontology annotation, biological process: DNA integration. The transcript is spliced from 2 exons. Bases 1 to 2445 code for a protein of 814 amino acids. Lineage: Eukaryota; Metazoa; Arthropoda; Insecta; Hymenoptera; Formicidae. The record is from RefSeq and is a predicted model, not a curated record. Gene Ontology annotation, molecular function: nucleic acid binding.